AUGAAGUCUCAUCUGCACUCACCUGAAGAUGGACAGCUGCUGCAGAGCAACGAGGAUCUCCUACGACCGGUGGAGGAAUCCAGGAGAGAGACCUUCACAGUGCACGACGCGCUCGAGUCCUUCGGCUUUGGAAAGUUCCAGUGGAAAAUGUCUUUCCUCACCGGACUGUCGUGGCUAGGAGACGCCAUGGAGAUGAUGAUCCUCAGCAUCCUGGGCCCCCAGCUGCUCUGUGAGUGGAGGCUUUCAAGCUACCAGGUGGCCCUCUUAACAUCGGUGGUGUUUGCAGGAAUGGGGAUCGGUGCACCUGUAGUGGGCAGUUUGUCUGACAUCUACGGCAGAAAAGCAGCUCUGAUGAUUUCUUCGUGCUGGUCUCUGUUCUACGGCCUGCUCAGUGCCUUUGCCCCGGUGUACGGCUGGCUCCUGGUCCUGCGGGGCCUCGUGGGCUUCGGCCUCGGAGGAGCCCCUCAGUCGGUGACGCUGCACUCGGAAUUCCUUCCGGAGAAGUCGGGAGGCAUCUGUAUCCCGCUGGUUGCGGUAUUCUGGGCACUCGGCUCCGUGUUCGCGGCCCUCCUGGCAUGGGUGGCGGUACCCGCUCUCGGCUGGAGGUGGCUCCUCGCCUUGUCCACCGCGCCGAUGGCGGUCUUCGUCUGCUUCGGCUUUUGGCUCCCCGAAAGUGCUCGUUUUAAUUUGCUGGCGGGAAAAACGGAGAAGGCCAUGGCAACAUUAGCACACAUCGCCAAAGAGAACGGCAAGCCCGUGCCUCGGGGGAAGCUUAUCGCCCAUAAACGGAAAGGCGGUGGAAGGAUCAAAGCGCUCUUCUCUCCCCAGUAUCGGAGGACUACUCUUCUUCUGUGGUUUAUAUGGUUUGCCAACGCCUUCGCCUACUAUGGGAUAAUCCUGUUGACGACUGAGCUGCUCCAGGCCGGACAUUUGUGUGAGAUGAAGCAAGGGACCGAUAAUGAACAAAGCUGUAGUCUGGAUUGCAAAUAUUUAACAUCAGCUGACUACAAAAACCUUUUAUGGACAUCCUUAGCUGAGUUCCCAGGUAUAUUAGUCACCAUUCUAGCGAUUGACCGUAUUGGCAGGAAGAAGAGCCUGGCUCUGUGUUUCUUCAUGUUUUGCUUGAGCAUCCUGCCCGUAUACGUUUGUAUCGGGAGGACAGCUGUUACAAUCUGCCUCUUUACAGCGAGAGCCUUCAUCACUGCAGGAUUCCAAGUUGCUAUUGUUUACACACCAGAGGUGUUCCCCACAGAAAACAGAGCCUUAGCAAUGGGGACUUGCAGCGCGAUGAGCAAGGUGGGGGCCCUGAUCACACCCUUUGUGGCGCAGGUGUUGCUGAGGACAUCAGUGUUUGGGACUCUGUCGUUAUACUGUGGCUUUAGUCUGCUGGGCGUCAUUGCGUCAUUGCUGCUGCCCAUUGAGACGUUGGGACGGGGUAUGCAGGAGUCCAGGGAGGCCGGCGAGGAGACAACCAACACGACCGGGACGUCGAAUGCUGCGACGCAGGAGUGUACACCCUAGGCACUGGUGAUAAUUGAGGGCACGUCUAAUGAGAGGGGAAGCACACUUUACCCUGUUGACAUUCAGGCCAUGAGAAGCAGCAGAAGGACCUUGUGGACCACGAUGACCCACUGUGCUCUGCUGGAGCCAAGACUUUGCAUCACAUUGUAUUUACCUGUAUGUGUACCCAGAGUGUAUUUUGCUAAUUAAAGAUGUUCAAUAUGCCCUUGACUCUAUUGUUUUGUCAGUACAUCGAAUUUGCACAAGGAAAUAUGCAUAAUGUUCUAUUACUUUGAACAUGCAACGAAGACUUGUCUAAUCAAUGAGA
Gasterosteus aculeatus aculeatus (three-spined stickleback) is the source of this 1828-nucleotide messenger RNA. NCBI's taxonomy places the organism in Eukaryota, Metazoa, Chordata, Actinopteri, Perciformes, Gasterosteidae. The record is from RefSeq and is a predicted model, not a curated record.